GUAGCUGUGCCGUUGUUUUCUUACCCUGUUCGCUCCUAGAAUUCUUUUCAGUAGAAGAAACUCAGUGCGAUGUCGGUGACGAGAAAGUUGGCAUUUCAGCCCGACAUCCUCGAAUGGAUUGGGCUCCAGAAAACUCCUCUCAAGGCGCUGCGGAAGGAACGCUACAAGAUGGAGAAAGGCUUCAUUGCCUACGGAAACGAUUUCGUUCAGUUUUUCCGCGAUCGGGGCAACGACAAAGAAAAAAAGGAUGAGGCGGUUAGCACCACGACAAGCGAUGAUAAAUCUGCCCGUGCGAUGGAUCAGUAUUACGAAGCGGAAGAUUUGACAAAGCGGAUGAAAUGGAAACGGGUCACCUGGGACGACGACGCGGAUUACACCAGCUUUUCAAAGCGAGUGCUUGACAACGACAGCAUGUUUAAGCGAACGCCAGCGUUUUCAUUUCUUUCGAUCCACGUCAUCAAGGAUCCGUCCACCACCCAGCUGCUGAACAUCCCCGCAGGCAAAAAGAUCAUUGAACCGGGGACACUUACAAACUGGCUUUUGCAGGAACGUGAGCCGAAAGCAGUCGAUUUAUAUCCUGUUCGCGAAACGGCGGAGCGGCGUAGCGCGUUUCACGCAGAUUGGACGUCGGGAUCUGUUAAAUUCAUAGACACUGCCUCCGCGCAAGAAAUCCUCACGUUUCUCUCCACCGUUGCUCCACGGCUCCAAGCGGUGCAGUUGAAAAUGGAGGCGCAACAGACGAAACAAACUGCGGAUAUUGAGUACGUUCGAGUGCGCGUGGGCACCACCUUGAAGUUCAACACAUACAACACAAGUUUCUGGGAUGAUCCCAAGCGCAAGACCGACCCCGACUUUGUCAACCCCGACGAACUGGAUCAGUUUUUGAAGGGAAUGCUGAAGUCAGCGUUUCUUUACCGUUGGUUUUUGAAAGGCCAGGAAAUACGUGUUGUGCCACCUGGACGUGCGUACUACGUCGAUGUGGAAAAAAAGGAAAUUCAAGUUCCAGCCAAUUUUGCCGACUACAAUUGGCUGAGGGCUCAUUCUCGCUUUGAGGCCUUGGAAACAGUUGUCGACAGUUUUCGUCGUUUCUGGUGGUUCUGGUUCUCUGUAGGGAUGAUUUUUGUUGGUGAUGUUGAGCUGUUUUAA
Messenger RNA from Leptomonas pyrrhocoris, 1146 nucleotides. RefSeq lists its product as hypothetical. The record is from RefSeq and is a predicted model, not a curated record. NCBI's taxonomy places the organism in Eukaryota, Euglenozoa, Kinetoplastea, Trypanosomatida, Trypanosomatidae. The transcript has a single exon. The coding region runs from base 70 to 1146 and encodes 358 amino acids.